This is a messenger RNA of Pipistrellus nathusii (Nathusius's pipistrelle), 1218 nucleotides long. Lineage: Eukaryota; Metazoa; Chordata; Mammalia; Chiroptera; Vespertilionidae. The record is from the annotation of a GenBank genome assembly.
AUGACGACGCCCGCGAACGCCCAGAAUGCCAGCAAAACGUGGGAACUGAGCCUGUACGAGCUGCACCGGACCCCGCAGGAAGCCAUCAUGGACGGCACAGAGAUUGCGGUCUCCCCUCGGUCGCUGCAUUCGGAGCUCAUGUGCCCCAUCUGCCUGGACAUGCUGAAGAACACAAUGACCACCAAGGAGUGCCUCCACCGCUUCUGCUCCGACUGCAUCGUCACGGCGCUGCGGAGCGGGAACAAAGAGUGCCCCACCUGCCGCAAGAAGCUGGUCUCCAAGCGGUCUUUGCGCCCAGACCCCAAUUUCGAUGCUCUGAUCUCGAAGAUCUAUCCCAGCCGGGAGGAAUACGAGGCCCACCAAGACCGGGUGCUCAUCCGGCUCAGCCGCCUGCACAACCAGCAGGCGCUGAGCUCCAGCAUCGAGGAGGGGCUGCGCAUGCAGGCCAUGCACAGGGCCCAGCGUGUGAGGCGGCCGAUGCCUGGGUCAGAUCAGACGGCCACGAUGAGUGGAGGGGAAGGAGAACCGGGGGAGGGAGAGGGCGAUGGGGAGGAUGUGAGCUCAGACUCUGCUCCCGACUCUGCCCCCGGCCCCGCCCCCAAGCGACCCCGUGGCGGGGGUGCAGGGGGGAGCAGUGUAGGGACAGGGGUAGGAGGCACUGGUGGGGUGGGUGGGGGCGCUGGUUCUGAAGACUCUGGUGACCGGGGAGGGACACUGGGAGGGGGUACCUUGGGGCCCCCAAGCCCUCCUGGGGCUCCUAGUCCCCCCGAGCCAGGUGGAGAGAUUGAGCUCGUGUUCCGGCCCCACCCGCUGCUCGUGGAGAAGGGAGAAUACUGCCAGACGAGGUACGUGAAGACCACCGGGAACGCCACGGUGGACCACCUCUCCAAGUACCUGGCCCUGCGCAUUGCCCUGGAGCGGAGGCAGCAGCAGGAGGCGGCGGAGCCGGGAGGCCCCGGAGGGGGCGCCUCCGAUGCCGCGGGACCUGAUGGUGGGGGGGAGGGCGGGGGCGCUGGCGGAGGUGACAGCCCCGAGGAGCCUGCCUUGCCCAGCCUGGAGGGCGUCAGCGAAAAGCAGUACACCAUCUACAUCGCCCCCGGCGGCGGGGCCUUCACGACACUAAAUGGCUCUCUGACCCUAGAGCUGGUGAAUGAGAAAUUCUGGAAAGUGUCCCGGCCACUGGAGCUCUGCUAUGCCCCCACCAAGGAUCCAAAGUGA